Molecule: messenger RNA, 1398 nt
Organism: Paramecium tetraurelia
Lineage: Eukaryota; Ciliophora; Oligohymenophorea; Peniculida; Parameciidae
Exons: 4
Source: RefSeq, a predicted model, not a curated record
AUGAAAGUUUAAUUCUAAACUGAUUAUGACUCUCGUGUAACUCAUAACCCAUCUAAAAAGAGAGAAUUUCAAUAUAACACUAAAUAGCCGGAAAUUAUUACACUGCAAAAUUAUGAAUCAAAUUGCAACAGAAUUGAAUCGAUGCCUGGACAUAUGAGAUCAAAAUCUUAUGAACAUGAUUGUUUAACAAAAGCAUCUAAUACUUUUGGACUUAAUGUGGAUUAACCUUCAGUUUAACCUUUGAAAACUAAGCGUUAACACAGCAUUUCAUAAAAAGAAAAUGAUCCUGGAUUUAUUUCUCCAAAAUUUAGAUUUGAAAGUUGUGACACUCUUGUUACAAGGAAAUCAUAAAAUUUCAUUAAUGAACUUUAAGAAUGUGUAGACCUUUCGAAAGUGACCGAACUAUCAAUGCAAUCUUAAAUUUCACCAUAGAAAGCAUAUACUGAUUUAUAGUAAAAAAUUGAAGCUAAAGAUUACUUAAUCGAUGAAUUGUAAAAAUAAUUAACAACUUCAAUCAAAAAUAUGACCUAAUAAGUAGAUCUAAUCAGAAAUGAAAAAAAUCAAGUGAUUUAAUAAUAAAUUAGACAAAUAGAAAUUUAUGAAUAGUAAUUAAUAGAAAGUAGAUAAGAGGUGCAAUAAAAGAAUACUGAAUUGUUAAAUUUAAAGAAGAAUAAUAGGGAAUUAAAGAAAUUAUUAGAUUCAAAAUAAGAAUUAUACAUGUUAAAUUCAAUCCCAUCUAAUUUUUAAACAAAAAAGGAGUGCAUGUGUCCUCAAUUAGAAAGAGAAAAUAAGGCUUUACUUGCCAAAGUUGAAUAAUUCCGACAUUAAUUAUAGGAUAUAAAACAAAAUCUUGAGUUUAACAACUUGUCAAUUAAUAACCAAAUCUCUGUUAUUGAGAAGUGUGAUUUUACAUAAUUUGAAAAAACCUUUAAAUAGUUGGCAGAUGAACUUAAUUUAACAAUUGAUAGCAAAAAUAUUAACUCUAGUUUUAGUAUAUUGAAUCAAGAAGUUAUUGAAGGUGUGAAGACCCUUAAAUAAUAAUAUAAAGAGAAUGAAAAAUUCUUGAGAUGUCUCAAAGAUCUUGUAAUCUAAUGUGCACCUUAAGAUUAUUUCUUUCAGACAGAUCCAAGUUUGAAAGAAGUGUGGAAGUUUAUUAAACAAAUUCUGUAAUCUUACCUUGAAAAUAAAAAAUUAGCAUCUUAAAAUGAAGAUAUCGUCAUCAAUUUGUGUAAGUACUUUAGAUGUAAUAAAUCUGAAUUGAAUCAUAAGGGGGCUUGCUUAAUAGUUGAUUAGGAGGUCUAUUAAAGAAUAGUUGAAAAAAUUAAGCGAAUCUUUAAAUUAACUUCAUUAACCAAUAUAAGAGAACUUGAUCGCCGGCUAGAUUAUUAUUUAUAGUGA